Glycine soja is the source of this 4346-nucleotide messenger RNA. RefSeq lists its product as uncharacterized. The record is from RefSeq and is a predicted model, not a curated record. Gene Ontology annotation, biological process: protein phosphorylation; protein dephosphorylation. Gene Ontology annotation, molecular function: protein kinase activity; protein serine/threonine phosphatase activity; ATP binding. The coding region runs from base 197 to 3418 and encodes 1073 amino acids. Gene Ontology annotation, cellular component: nucleus; cytosol. The transcript is spliced from 20 exons. NCBI's taxonomy places the organism in Eukaryota, Viridiplantae, Streptophyta, Magnoliopsida, Fabales, Fabaceae.
UCAUAUUCUGCCCGUGACCUGUUCAUGAAGAUAUUUGGCGCAAAAUACUGUCCGCAUUGGCGGUUUCGGACAAUCUGACCGUAUCAGAAUUAAAAUCGGCAAGGCAAACGCGGCACUAGACUUCACGUUGAGAGUGUGUUCUCUGCACUGCAAUGGUCGUUCGGCGCCUUUCAAUUUCUCACCUCAAUAUUUUGACAUGAUUCCGAAAACUCCGUCACGGCACCUGUUACUCGCGCUAGGGUUUCUGCUUUGCGCCACAAUCCCCUUCGUUCACGGCGAGUCGUCUACGUGCCUGACUGUCUACAAGAACGGCGGUGCUCCGGCGGUGUUCCAAUCCCCAAAAUGCCCCCGCUGGAAGCUCUCCGAGUACGAUUCCCCUCCCCAAACCACCGCGCGUUGCCAAACCGCCAUGCUCCAAGGCCGCAGAAACUCGCAAGAGGAUCGCGCUCUCUGCGUCCUCGAUGUUCGCAUUCCCUUCCCCGGUCCGAACGGGAUCAAGGAGGUUGCGGUCGGGAUUGUGGCAGUUUUCGAUGGUCAUAACGGUGCGGAAGCUAGUGAGAUGGCGUCGAAGCUUUUGGUGGAGUAUUUCGUUCUGCACACUUAUUUUCUUCUCGAUGCCGCCUUUUCUGUUAUUUCGAAGACGUCGACAGAGACUUUGCUUCACAAGAGAGAUCGUGAUCAUGUAAACCUACUGCAUAGAUGGAAGGAGAUUCUAGGGUUGGAAUGGCAUGAACUGCAUUUUGAAAGGUUUCAGAAUACAUUUUCUCCAAAUUUUGAUGAUUCUUUUCACUUGGAAAUUUUGAAGGAAGCAUUGUUGAGAGCAGUCCAUGACAUCGAUGCAAAGUUUUCUGAGGAAGCCUCUAGAAAUAAUCUUCACUCAGGAUCUACAGCAACCGUUGUUUUGGUAGCAGAUGAUAAAAUUUUGGUUGCCAAUAUUGGAGACUCUAAGGCCAUCUUGUGCUCUGAAAAUUUUCAGUCUCCCAGAGAGGCUAAAGACUUGUUAUUAAAGCUAUACAGGCAGAAAGAGCAUGAUGGUUCUGUUUCCGUGUGGGAUCGUGAAAAGUACAGAUUGGUUUCCUCCCAUGGUCUCACUCAUUUUGCAGUAAAGGAAUUGACCAGUGAUCAUCAUCCAGACAGAGAUGAUGAAAGAAUUCGGGUGGAAACAGCUGGUGGUCAAGUUCAAAAUUGGGGUGGUGUGCCUCGCAUAAAUGGUCAGCUGGCUAUUACACGGGCUAUUGGUGAUGUACUCUUUAAAAGUUAUGGUGUUAUAUCUGCACCAGAAGUGACUGAUUGGCAGCCUCUGACUGCUAAUGAUAGCUUUUUGGUGGUAGCAUCAGAUGGUGUAUUUGAGAAGAUGAGCGUGCAGGAUGUCUGUGAUUUGUUGUGGGAAGUACACCGUUUCAGUAACAUGAGAUCUGAGUGUACCCCUGCAUCUUCCUAUUCUUUGGCAGAUUUAAUUGUUAAUACUGCCUUCAAAAAGGGCAGUAUGGACAAUGUGGCAGCAGUUGUCAUUCCUCUUGAGUCUGCCAAAUCUUCUGCAAACUCGCUUAGGGGAAGCUAUAGUGGAAAGAGGGAUGCAGAUUUUCCAUUGUUUGGUCAGCAGGAAACUGCUUCCAAAAGCUCAGUUAAUGACAUCGGGUCUGAUCUUAUACACUUGGAGCACCCUCAUCUGGUAGAUACCAAGUUUAAGCGAAUAUUGGUUGAAGUAAAAGAUGGUGAUUUUGGAUGUUUUUAUUUAUCUGAAAAUCUCGAUGAACCAGAGGACUCUAAGCAGAUUGCCAAAAAAACUGACUGGGAAGACUAUUUGUAUGAACUACCUCAGCCUCUACCAGAUGCCCUUCAUCAACAUGCCACUCCUGGUGGUCCUGUAAAUUUAUACAAUAGCCAAAACUUUUGCUUUCACCUUGGUCCAACUAUUAGUGAAGCCGAAGACCAAUGCAUAAAUCCUGAAGGCUUUGCCAGUUUCAUUGGUCUUCUUGAAUCAAUUCCUUUACAUGAUACUGGUUCCAGUAAUGGGUCUGCUGAUUAUUCAAUGCCCGAUUUAAGGUAUGUAUUGAAGAAGAGUUUUGGACGUGGAUCAUAUGGUGAAGUAUGGUUGGCUUUUCAUUGGAAUUGUAAUCAAGAUAGUAAUUCUGCAAAAAUGAGCAAGGAUGACAAAAAUACAACCAGCAGCUCAACUGCUUCUGAUUGUCAGGAUGGUUCUACUAACUACACCCUGUACAUUUUGAAGCGUAUAAUGGUGGAGAGGGGGUCUGCUGUUUACUUAAGUGGGCUGAGGGAGAAGUAUUUUGGAGAAAUUUUCUUAAAUGCCUCUACAUGCUUUGAAGAUCCUCUAUCAGCUGGCAAAUCAAACUGUGUCUUAGAAACAUCACAGGUUGGUCCUGAGAAAUCAUUUCCAAACAAAUUUCGGCUACAACGAACCACAUAUGAAGAAGGUUUGAAUCAUAUUGCAAGAUAUGUGGAGUCUUUUGAGUCUCAAGCCAAUGAAAUAUGGCUUGUAUUUAGUUAUGAAGGUUUGUCAUUGUCAAAACUUUUAUAUGCCGUGGAAGAUGCGUAUGGUACUGCUGAGAAAGAAAGACUUGAGCAAGCUAAACAUGUUCAGAUACUACGUCCAUCAAAGUGGUGGCAUUGGUUAAAAACAGCAGAAGAAGGGCAAGCAGAAAUGCGCAACCUUAUCUGGCAGCUGUUAUUAGCUCUCAAGUCCUGUCAUGAUCGCAACAUCACACACAGAGAUAUUAAACCUGAGAAUAUGGUGAUAUGCUUUGAAGAUCAGGAAACAGGGAGAUGCUUGAAAGAGAUUCCCACUAAAGUUAAUAAUUUUUCCACCAAAAUGCGUAUUAUUGACUUUGGAAGUGGAAUUGAUGAAUUCACAUUAAAGCAUUUAUAUGGUUCCACUGGGCCUUCUAGAGCUGAACAAACCUAUGAGUAUACUCCUCCUGAAGCUUUGCUGAAUGCUACAUGGUAUCAAGGGCCAACAAGCUCAACUUUGAAAUAUGACAUGUGGAGCGUUGGUGUUGUGAUGUUAGAGUUGGUCUUAGGGACACCAAAUGUCUUCCAGAUAAAUGCUUUAACACGUGCUCUUUUAGACAGACAACUAGAAGGUUGGAAUGAGGGUGUGAAGGAGCUGGCAUACAAACUUAGAUCAUUCAUGGAAUUGUGCAUUUUAAUCCCUGGAAUUUCCAGGUCCAGCAGUUCCUCAAAAAAGUAUCAAAAGGUUGGAGUUUCACCUGCAUCUUGGAAAUGCUCCGAAGAAUUCUUCUCUCGUCAAAUUAGGAAUCGAGAUCCCCUAAAAAUAGGUUUUUCAAACAUCUGGGCGUUACGGUUAGUGCGCCAUCUGUUACAUUGGGAUCCAGAGGAUCGGCCAAGUAUUGAUGAGGCUCUGCAACAUCCUUAUUUCCAACAUCCCCCAAGAGAAUGAUUUUAUAGUAAACAUGUCAAUGCCUUACCCAUCGAGUUAUUCAUUCACAGGUAAAUAAUCUGUGCCACCAACCAACUGAUAGCUGAUGUUAUAAAUUCGAUUAUAAAACUUACAAUAGUCUUAUAUCACAUGAUAGCUUAUAGAACUUAUUGAAAGAGCUUAUAGGAGUCAAAGUCAUUUUCAUAAGGUUGAAUAAAUUGUGUAGAAACUCUUCCAAAUGCCUCCUGAAUGGAUUGCUAUUGUUAAAAGUCGAGUAAACCUUUAUUUUAGACCUUAAAAGUGUAAGUGACUAUCACCUUAGUCUUUUAACUUUAUAAAAUCCUCACUUUAGUCUCAUUUUGCAAAAUGUCAUUCACUUUUUUUUGUUCAUACAUUCAAAAAUGUGGACAUGGACUACAGUGAAUAAUUUUUGUUGCAAAGUCAGGGACUAAAAUGAGGAUUUUAGAAUGUUAAGGACUAAAGUGUCUGACACCUACAAUCUUAGGGAUUUGAUUGAGGGUUUUACUCUGAUUCUGUGUCUUCUGUUACUGAACUUGUCCUAGUGAACAGAAGCAGAUGUUGGAGUGAAAGGGCACAAAAAAUUACUGUUUUAUUGUGUAUAUACAUUGACAUUCGUGUAUCAAGCCUGACAAGAUGAGGCCAAAAUAACUGAUUGUGCCAAAAAUACAGAAACUGACUACUAACAGGUGCCAAAAUCCUAUGAACCAUGACCCUGAGGACCCGAUAAGCAUCGGUUGCUUGAUUUUCUAUAUUGAAAUAUAGAAAAGUUGGUAUUCCUUUGUCUUUUUAUUUAUUUAUUAAAUUGAAUGUAAUACUACAGCAGAUGAGACAGCGGAAACAAUAUCAAUGACCGGUUCUGCAAAUAUUUAUUCUUUUUUUUCUCCCUCUGGAAAUGGAAAGAAGUUUUAAAUGAACUUUGCUUAUUUUA